Molecule: messenger RNA, 405 nt
Organism: Danaus chrysippus (African queen)
Lineage: Eukaryota; Metazoa; Arthropoda; Insecta; Lepidoptera; Nymphalidae
Source: the annotation of a GenBank genome assembly
AUGAUCGGUGUUGCUAGUGUCGCUGGAAUAAUUUCCCGGAACGAUAGAUAUUCAUCUAUCGGAGGUAUACAAUUUAUAAAUCCUUUUUUGUCAAGUCAAAAUAAUAAAAGAAAUACGAAUAAAGACAACCAAGCUAUUGCGUCUGGAUAUAUUGAAAUGCGUCCUGGUUCUGUAACAGCGUCUUCAAGUACAAGUAUUGAUAAUGGUUCACAUAAACAAACUCCUUGGUCAACGUUUAACCCAAUGCCAUGGCCUAUAAACCCUUACAUACAUGCAAGAGACCUAGCCAGACAGCGAAAUAUUGAGGAAUGGCUGCAUAGAGAUAUAUUUGAAAACCUGGCGCCGAAUAUGCAAAUGAAUAAUGGCUGGAUGUACCCGACAUUCGAUCCUUUUAUUAACUACUGA